AUGGCUGAAGAGAGCAGUUCAGUCAUAAACCCAAACCCUAAAAUGGAAGCUGGAACUUCCACAGUUACCAAUCUAACCGAAAACACCACUAUACCCAUCACUGGCUACAAACUAAAUGGCCAAAACUACACCCAAUGGGCAAGAUCUAUUCGGAUCUUCCUUCAGGGAAAAGGGAAGGAAGAUUACAUCUCUGGCGAUGCUAAAGAGCUAGAGAAGAAGGACCCCGAUUACCCAAAGUGGAAGCUAGAGAACAGCUUAGUCAUGACAUGGCUACUGAACUCAAUGACCACUGAAGCAGGUGAAACCUUCAUGUAUUACAGCACUGCAGCUGAGAUCUGGAGUGUUGCCAGGGAGACAUACUCAAAUACUGAUAAUACUUCCGCCAUAUUUGAGAUCAAGAGUCUCCUCCAUGAAUUGCGACAAGGAGACACAACAGUCACUGAUUACUACAAUACCCUCACCCGUUACUGGAAACAACUAGAUAUCUAUGAGGAUAUAGUAUGGACAUGCCCUGAAGACAGCAAACAGUACAAAAUAAUGGUGGAGAAAGACCGAAUAUACCAGUUCCUCCUUGGUCUAACCAAGCAUCUAGAUGAUGUAAGAGGAAGAAUCCUUGGAACCAAACCUCUGCCCAACAUCAGAGAAGUAUUUUCAGAAAUGAAAAGAGAAGAGAGUCGAAGGAAAGUCAUGCUUGGAAGCACUUAUCAAAGCUCCAUUAAUGAAGGUUCAGCCUUGGCUGUGAAAGGAAGCUACAAAAAAUCUAGAGGAUGGUGUGAUCACUGCAAAAAAUCAGGCCACAACAAAGAAACAUGUUGGGUCAUUCAUGGAAAACCAGCAGAUUGGAAACCAUCUUGGAACAGGGACAUUCGCGUCCAUGCUGCCACAUCAGAAGGGGGCAAAGUGUUGGCAACCCCAACACUUGAACCAAGUCCAUUCAGCAAGGAACAAAUGGAGAUGUUGCAAAAAUUGCUACAACAAUCCCUUCAAAACACUAGCACACACUCAGCUGCUGCCUUGGCCCAAAAAGGUAAUUCUUCAUGUGUGUAUUUUGUUGAUAAGGGAACAUCUAACCAUCUGGGAACAGGGACAUUCGCGUCCAUGCUGCCACAUCAGAAGGGGGCAAAGUGUUGGCAACCCCAACACUUGAACCAAGUCCAUUCAGCAAGGAACAAAUGGAGAUGUUGCAAAAAUUGCUACAACAAUCCCUUCAAAAACACUAGCACACACUCAGCUGCUGCCUUGGCCCAAAAAGGUAAUUCUUCAUGUGUGUAUUUUGUUGACAAGGGAACAUCUAACUCAUGGAUUGUAGACUCUGGAGCCUCAUACCAUAUGACUGGGGAUAUCACUUUAUUUGAUGAAUAUUCCCCAUGCAAUGACAAUUCUAUGGUACGAAUAGCAGAUGGCACAAAAACAAAAGUGGUUGGUAAAGGCUCAUUAAUCAUCUCCAAGGACAUUACUCUUAACUCAGUUCUUUAUGUUCCAAAGUUGAAUUGCAACCUUUUGUCCAUAAGUAAAUUGACUCAAGAUCUAAAUUGUUUCACUAAAUUCUUGCCUCACCUAUGUGAAUUUCAGGAUCUGGAUUCGGGGAGGAAAGUCCUACGAACUGACAAUGGCCGUGAAUACUAUCACCAUUCCCUCAAAUCUCACCUUCUCAAGCAUGGAAUAAUUCACCAAACCAGCUGUGUGAACGCACCACAACAAAAUGGUAUUACCGAGAGGAAAAAUAGGCACCUCAUGGAGGUUACUAGGUCCCUUAUGUUAUCAACUAAUGUACCAAAUCAUUUUUGGGAUGAAGCCGUCCUUUCAGCAUCAUAUUUAAUUAACAGAAUGCCUUCUAAAGCCCUCAAGUUCAAAACCCCUUGCCAAACCCUUCUAUCCAUUUACCCACACAUUAAAAUCCUUUCAUCCAUUCCUCCCAAAGUCUUUGGAUGCACUGCAUUUGUUCACGACAACCAGCCUAACAAAGGAAAAUUAGAGCCCAAAUCCCUUAAAUGCAUAUUCUUAGGAUACCCACCAAAUAAGAAGGGACACCGGUGCUACUAUCCCAUAAGCAAAAAAUUCUACCAUUCAAUGGAUGUAACCUUCUUUAAAAAUCAACCUUACUACCCCAAAGUUGGCUUUCAGGGGGAGAGAGAACAAAACAUAGUAGAAUUCCAACCUUGGGAAAUGGAACAACAUUUGCAUCAUGAAAUGGAACAUAAUUUGCAGCAUUUGCAACAUGAAAUGGAACAAAAUUUGCAGCAGCAGCAGAAUUUGCAGCAUCUUUUAGAAACAUAA
Molecule: messenger RNA, 2277 nt
Organism: Cicer arietinum (chickpea)
Lineage: Eukaryota; Viridiplantae; Streptophyta; Magnoliopsida; Fabales; Fabaceae
Source: RefSeq, a predicted model, not a curated record